AUGGCUCCAAGCGGACCCCGCCCUGCGGUCCUGCUGACCCUUGCACUGCUGGCUGCCUGUGUGGCUCUGACCCUCGGGCAGAGGUGGAACCCCCUGAACGACAUGUUCCGGAAAAAUAAUGUGGACUACCCCAAGACCGUCGCCACCAACAACAACGCCUACUGCAACAGGAUGAUGUGGGACCGGGUGAUGUACUGGAAAUACACCAACACCUUCAUCCAUGCGACAGCCGAGAACAUCAGCAAAGUCUGCACGACAGAUGGGGUAGUCAGCGGGCCCAACCAGUACCAGAGCACGAGUCCCUUCAACAUCACCACCUGCACAUUUAACCCCUGGAGCAUCUCUUACACCGGGAUCAGCGCAGAACAAAAAAUCAUCAUCUCCUGCUGGAGUGGUCUCCCUGUUUUAUAUGUGAAGAGCAUAUAG
Messenger RNA from Terrapene triunguis (Three-toed box turtle), 426 nucleotides. Its product is annotated as ribonuclease-like. The transcript has a single exon. The record is from RefSeq and is a predicted model, not a curated record. Bases 1 to 426 code for a protein of 141 amino acids. Gene Ontology annotation, molecular function: nucleic acid binding. NCBI's taxonomy places the organism in Eukaryota, Metazoa, Chordata, Testudines, Emydidae.